Molecule: messenger RNA, 303 nt
Organism: Drosophila kikkawai
Lineage: Eukaryota; Metazoa; Arthropoda; Insecta; Diptera; Drosophilidae
Source: RefSeq, a predicted model, not a curated record
AUGAUUCCCUCGGCCUUGCCUGCUCACGCCUAUGGCCCCGCCAUACACAUCAGCUCGGGAAUUCUACAACUGGCUCCCGAUUCCGAACAGCCCCAACUGCUGUUGGUGCCCCAUGUCCAGUCCCCUUCGUUGGGCAAUCCCUGGCCGCAUUUCUAUGUGGACACCUUGACCGCUUCGCACCUGCCGCACUCCUCGAUCACACCUGACUCAAUCCAUGAACCACGCAUCGCGGUCAACGAUAAUGUGGACUUUUCGCAGCCCAAAUUGGCCCAGCCUAAGGUGAUUCACUCCCAUGGACGCUAG